Moesziomyces aphidis is the source of this 1632-nucleotide messenger RNA. Lineage: Eukaryota; Fungi; Basidiomycota; Ustilaginomycetes; Ustilaginales; Ustilaginaceae. The record is from the annotation of a GenBank genome assembly.
AUGACAGAAAGACUGCUCGUUGCCGGCAGCAACUCGGGAUUCCAGCUCGGUGUGGGCCACAAAGAUGAUGUACGGACGCUGCAAGAAGCGCGCUGCCAGCUCGAUGCCAGAGGUCCGGACGGCAAACCGCUGAUCGGCACGUUCCCCCCGCAAGGUUACACCGUGGCGGCCGUAUCAUCCGGCGCCAAUCACACUUUGGCUUUGCUGAGACCGGUGGGCUGGACCGAGACCCUGUCCGGUCACAGCGGACUCGCCGAGGUCUGGGUGUGCGGCUCAGGUAAAGAGGGUCAGCUUGGGCCUGCAUAUGCUGCGAAGCGAGCUAGACAGCCCAAAGUCUUCACCCGCCUGGACUUGGCCGAAUGCUUGGCUUCACUUCCGGAAGAAGACCGCAGGGCGUUUUCGGGAAAAGACGUCGAGCCCUCCUUUGUCCAGUGUGGCUGGACCUGCAGCUACGUCGUUCUGGCGACGGCUACUGCAACAUCAGAGCAGAGCGAGGUGGUCUCGUUCGGCUUCCAUCGAGACCAUCACUUCGGCGAGCUCGGUCGGCCGGCUCCAGUCGACACGGAUGUGGGGGCACCGACAGACGGCGUGGAGCGAUGCGUGCAUCGAGUCCGCCUCGAGUGCUUGUUCGAGCAAGUUCGACUUGAUGCAGACGGAUACUUUGAGGUCGAAGGCAUUGCGGCAGGUCUGCGACAUGCGAUCGUUGCCCUGAAGUACUCAAAUGCAGACUACGAGACGACGCACGCGAUCGUGGCAGGCUGGGGCUCUGCACGUCACUCCCAGGUCGGCAAUGCGAUCAAACGACCAUCGACAGCCCGUCCGCCUGACAAGAAGCGACGUGCGUAUGUUCCAAAGGUAGUAUGGGAGCCGCAGCGCAUGUGGAGUGCUGAGGAAGGCGGAGGCGUAUGGCACUUCCUUGACCUGGCGGCAGGAAGAGAUCAUUCGAUCAUCUUGCUCACCAAAUAUGAUCGUGGUGGUGAAAGGAGAGUGCGAACCAUCAACUUUGGAUCCAAUUACAAGGGGCAGCUGAUGGACGCCCCAGCUGUCUGCUUCGUCGAUGGAGAUCCGGAAGACCUGAUCGCAGUGUCUUGCAACUGGACAAGCACCCACGUGCUCCUCGAAGCGGGUCGUUGCUACGUCAAUUGCGAGCGCAUCGCGCAUGCGGUGGCCAGCUGUGGAAGCAACAGCAAGGGCCAACUCGGUGACGGGACGCGAGAGUCGAUAGCUGGCGACUAUGGGGUCACACUUGUCGACCUCGAGACCGUCUUGAACCACAGGCCGACCUCGGUCGCAGGGACUGCCGAUUCAGAGCGCUUUCCCGAGACCGAAGAGUUGAGCGUGUCCAAGAUGGCGUCUGGCAGCGAGCAUACGCUGCUGCUCGUGAGGCGCGAUCUGGACACAAGCCUUGGCUUCCCCUAUGCUUCGACGAAGGAAGUGUGGGGCUUUGGCUGGAACGAGCACGGCAAUCUCGCGCAGGGCGAACACGACGAGUCGGACCGCGACAGGCCCGUGCCUCUCAUCAACGGAUCGCGGUCCGGUGCCGCUUCCGCAUAUUCGCCGCUGGACAUCUGGGCCGGAAAUGGGACCUCUUUCAUUCGCGUCGAACAACGGCCCGGCGCACCGACGACCUGA